Molecule: messenger RNA, 2619 nt
Organism: Linum trigynum
Lineage: Eukaryota; Viridiplantae; Streptophyta; Magnoliopsida; Malpighiales; Linaceae
Source: the annotation of a GenBank genome assembly
AAGUUACAGUUAAGAAGUAAGUUGCUUUUAAGGAGUAUUUCACCUUCAAGGAAGGUGAAAAGUUUUAAGAGUUUUUCGUCAUUGGCGCCAGUCAGUUGCCCAUAUGAGAUUUUGAGAUGAGCAUCAGUUAUGCUUUUGAGAAUUUUUAAGAUGAGUAGCAGUUAUGCUCUUGAGAAUCGUGGUGAAGAGCCACUACGAUAAGUUUAAGAUGUUAGGUGGGAUUAUCGUCACGACUCCCCGAACUAAGUUUAAGUUUAUGGAAGCCUAGAUGGGCAUUAAUACGUAUGAGAUGGGCAACCGGACUAGCUAGUUAGGGAUGCCCGUGUCAGUCAAUAAUUUAAGUCGAAAUUUGAGUUUUAAAAAUGUAGAGUAACAUUAACUCUCAUUUAGUUUUGAAUAAUAUACUAGAGAGUUUAAACGUAAGGGCGUAGACUGACCCCAACUCACUUACCAGAUCAUAGAGGAGGAGAUCGUACCCUGACAGUUCGUGAUCAGCAAGUUUGAGGAGCUCAACACAAUCUUUGCUGAAGGAUGGCAGGUGAAGGAUCAUCGUAAGCAUUAGAGAACACUUUAAUUUGUUGAUACUUUAUGGUUAUAAGUUUAAAAUUGGAGAUUCGUUUCUUUUGUUUAUUUUAAGAGUAUGAUUUAAGUUUUUCCAAUGUGUUUAGGGCUUUGUCUUGAAUUAUUAAGUUAUUUAAGUUUGGUAAUUUUAAUCAAGGUUAUGUUAUUUGAAAUGUUUUUAAAUAUACCCCGGGGUAGAAAUGUCAUUUCCAAGUUUCAAAGUAGUGGGAUGUUUCACAAUCAAACAAAGUAACAUACUUACAAGAGUUCCUAUGUGAAAGAAUUCAUAUAUUUCUCACCUGCCCUAAUAAUAGUAUUUAGUUAGAUGGAGUAAGAAAUAAUUCUGAGUAUCCAGGAUAAAAAAAAUUGUUUAGACAUGAUUAAGUUGGUUCAGUUUUUAAGAGAAUCAAGGAUAAAAAAAUUUGAACCGUUCCAGUUUAAAAACGAAAACUAAAAGAACAAGUUGUCCCUCCUAUAAAAUGAUGUCGUUUACCACAACUAGAUUUAAUAAAAAUAGUUGUACUAAAAGAAAAUAACAUGUGUAUCUUACAAAGCACUGGCAUGCGUAAGAACUUGUCUCCAUCAUUUCUUGUUGAAGUAUAGUAAAGGGCCCUAACGCUAACACUUCUAUUAAGUCCAAACAUAUUUAUCACUCACGAGAUUUGCCUCUAAUGACAUAGUAAAUUAGUACCGUACCAAUUAUUGAUAACUAAGCCUAAUCAUACAGCACUUGAUCGGUUUAUCAUGUCUCCGGCGGCCCGCGGCAGGGGCGGCGGCGGCUCCUCUAGCUACAACCUGAGAGGUUUUGUGGAGUUGUUGCGAGACCGCUACUGCAGUUCCUGGAGGAGAAGCAAUAACGUAGUGAACAUUUCGUCAGCUGCUAAUUCAUACAAUACUAAGCCGCCUUCGUCUUCAGGGGAUGACAAUGGCAGCUGCCGUUCUUCUGCUGAUAUAGCGAAAACAACCCAGAAAGGAUUGCAAUUGAUCAGUUGCAAGAACUGGGCAGAGCGCUUGUUUCUUGGUGGAUGGGGGUGCAAGGCCGACGUCGAUAGGAUUCCCUUACCCUCAUCCAGCAAAUCAACAACCAACGGAUCGACGCGGUGCCCUCCAACUCUAGGAGAACAACUUCAGGCUCGGGAAGAAGGUCGGGACCAACUUCAGGCUCUUCCGCCGCGAGCGGUCGACGAUGGAGAAGGACUAGGGAUUUUCACUGGGGAAGAAGGUCGCUCCCCUGCCCCUUUUCCGGUCCUCCCGAAAUUCCGGCUUUCUCGUCAGAUUCUAAUCUAUUUCCUUACAUGCAUUCCGUCCCCGGGGGAGAUGCUUGAGAAUUGCCAAGUAUUGAGAUGAACCCAGAAGUGGAAUGAAGAAUAAGGUGACCUCGAAGGUGGAACAGAAGGUAUUGCUGUUUCUUUCCCUUUGAAAUUCUUGGAGUUAUGGACAAAAAUAAGAUAGAAUCAUCUUGAUUUAGUCCAGAGGAUGGGAUUUCCCUCGACUCACCUCGUCCGAGUGACGACUCUUUGUGAUCAUUCAAUCCUAUUGGAUUGCCUGUCAAGAUUCGUGAUCUUUAAUAUCUAAUUCGGGAUAAGGAUGAUCCCUAAAAUAUUCUGUCACUAUGUUUUUAGAUCCUUUGAUCCUGUAAUCAGAUUUUGCGAGAUUGCCCAUGUCCUUUGUAUCACCAACCCCUUCGAGAUCGAUCUGGUCUCUGUUCCUCAUCUCCGGUGACCACCGGAAUUUUAGUUUCGCUGGUGUUUUGGAAUUUUUUGAAAUCUGAUUUUCAGUAAUUAAUUUCGUCUGGCCUAGUGCGUUAAUGCUGGCCUAAUUUAGCGGGAGUUAGUUGAUAAUGUGGUCUUCCCUUUUCUAUGGUAAUUACGCCGGUAAUUUUCUGUAAUCUUUAUUGAUUCUCUUGUUUUUCAAAUCAAGCUUGAUUUACUCUCUGAAUGCUUUUCAAACCAAAUCUUUUCACUGCCUUAAGUUUCCUUCAAUUGGAACAUACUGAAUUAGUGGCCACAAAUCCAUCCCCCCUUACUCUCUUUUGGCUAAUAACUAAUUGUGUCCUUA